Messenger RNA from Protopolystoma xenopodis, 1122 nucleotides. The record is from the annotation of a GenBank genome assembly. NCBI's taxonomy places the organism in Eukaryota, Metazoa, Platyhelminthes, Monogenea, Polystomatidea, Polystomatidae.
AUGGCAGAUAAAUGUGGGCGUCUUAGAUUCAUUGAGCUUGAGAAUUAUAAGUCCUACAAGGGGAAACAAAUCAUUGGCCCUUUCAGCACAUUUACUGCUAUUAUUGGACCAAAUGGCUCAGGAAAGUCUAAUUUAAUGGAUGCUAUAAGUUUCGUGCUGGGGGAACACACCAGGCAUCUGCGUGUUCGAAGACUUGGAGAUUUGAUUCAUGGUUCUGUGGUAGGUAAGCCCGCUUCAAAAUCAGCCUCCGUUACUGCUGUCUAUGAAAUGCCAGAUGGGGAGCUUACCAGGUUCAGUAGAGUUAUUCAUGGAAACGCCUCGGAAUACCGUAUAAAUGGCCAGCCCGUAAGAAUCGACGAAUACUCCGACGCACUCGAAAAAAUUCAUAUAUUUAUGAAAGUGAAGAACUUCCUUGUUUUUCAGGGAGCCGUUGAAAGUAUUGCCAUGAAAAAUGCUCGAGAGAGAUGUCAAAUGUUCGAGGAGAUUAGCAAGUCAGCAGAUCUGAAAGAGGACUAUGAUUUAGCUAAAACUGAGAUGCAAAAGUUGGAAGAAGAUGCUGCCUUUAAUUUAAAUAAGAAGAAGGGCAUAGUUGCGGAGAGAAAGGAAGCUAAGUUGGAAAUUGAUGAAGCCGAAAAAUAUAGAAGACUUCAAAUGGAUCUGGCCAGCAAGCGCUUAGAACUGCAUCUCUUUAAGUUGUAUCAUAACGAUGUUGAAUGUAAACGCGUAAAGGAAGAACUUAAGCAUCGAGAUGAACGUCUUCAAAUUGAAAAUGAACAAAGACAGAACAUAGAAGAAGAAAUGAAAGAAAAAAAGCGUGAACUUGGGAAAAUAAAUAAGGACCAAUCUGCUCUUGACCAAGAAAUAAAAAAAUGUGAUCAAAAAAUUGGCAAGAAAAAGCCAGAGUAUAUCAAAGUUUCUCAGCUACUACGUCACAUCUCAGAAAAGCAUAAGGAAUCAAAAAAGUCUCUAGAUACCGCUAGACAACUCCAUAGCAGCCAUUCACAAGAGAUUGAUCAGCUUGAGUCAGAAUAUGAGAAAAUAUUAGCCCUAAAGGAGGAAUAUGAACACCAACAAACUAAGAAGUCUCUCGAGCAGGGGCGUAACCUUGAAUUGGAAGAAAAU